This is a messenger RNA of Condylostylus longicornis, 2102 nucleotides long. Its product is annotated as organic cation transporter-like protein. The record is from RefSeq and is a predicted model, not a curated record. Gene Ontology annotation, cellular component: membrane. Gene Ontology annotation, molecular function: transmembrane transporter activity. Bases 232 to 1848 code for a protein of 538 amino acids. The transcript is spliced from 6 exons. Gene Ontology annotation, biological process: transmembrane transport. Lineage: Eukaryota; Metazoa; Arthropoda; Insecta; Diptera; Dolichopodidae.
AAUUUUUGCACUUUCACUCUAUAAUAAAAUGUGUAAUAUCUAAUUAAGCGGUCAAAACAUUAAUUUCAAAGUAUAAUCAAAUAUUAAAAGCUUUAAUUAAACUUAAUUUUCAAAUAAAAUUUAACUAAAUAUCCAUUUUCAAUUAAGAUCUAGUUGCAUUUAAAAAUACGAGUAUUAAGUAAAAAGUAUAAUUAGCGCCGUGAAAAAAAAACUAAAAAGAAAUUUAAAGUAAUGGAUUUCGAUAAAAUUUUAGAAAAAUGUGGUGAUUACGGUCGCUACCAGUUUAUGUUAUUAGCCUUAUUCGGAUACAUAAACUUUUUCGCAUCCCAACAUUAUUUUGGUCAAACAAUGAUAAGUUUUGUUCCAGAUCAUUGGUGCUUUCAUCCGAAAUUAGCUAACAGAACAUUUGAUGAAAUUAAACGAAUUUAUUCAAAACUUGAUAAGCCGUCAUGCACACGUUUAGAAGAUAUUAUUGAUGAUAUUGGUAUACCCAGCGCAGAGUUUUGCACUAAAUGGAUAUAUGAUUACGAUUUUGGAUAUAAAAGUAUGAAUACAGAAUUAAAUUGGGUUUGUGAUUCAGCUUACAUAUCUAUAUAUGGGCAAUCAUUCUUUUUCGUUGGCUCUGUUAUCGGAACAUUGCUUUAUGGUUUUUUAUCAGAUAAAUUUGGCAGGUUAGUAUUACUGAUUAUUGCAAAUUUAUCGGCUGUUACUGGAGAUAUUGCAACAACAUUUUCAACAGAUAUUAUUACAUUUUCAAUAAGCCGUUUUGUAUCCGGACUAGCAGUUGAUACUAAUGCUUAUCUGAUGUACAUGUUAGUUUUAGAAUACAUUAGACCAUCAAAACGUAUUGUUACUUUAAAUUUUGUUAUUGGCAUUUUUUAUACUGCUGGUUUGGUAAUUACACCAUGGAUUGCUGUGGCAAUAGGUCAUUGGAAAUUCUAUUUACUGUCAAUUACAAGUCCUUUAUGCUUGGUUUUUACAUUCAUAUACAUAGUAAAUGAAAGCGCUCAAUGGUUAGUUACACAAAAUAACAUUGAUGGAGCAAUUUUAAGACUAAAAAGAAUAGCGAAAUUCAACGGGGUUUCUGUGAGUGAAGAUGAUUUUUUAGAUUUCAGAAGGUAUUGCGAAAUAUACUCAAAAAAUGCUGAAGGAAAUGAAAACCCUGCUAAUUUCACGGACUUAUUUAAAAAACCCAGAUUAAGGAAAAGAAUUUUCAUAUUAUUUUAUGUAUUAAUGGUAACGACACUUUGUUAUAACAUUGUAAGCCGUAAUGUUGAAGGAACAGGUUUAUCGCCUUUUAUGCUGUUUUCAGUUAGUUCUACAACAGUUUUUCCAGCCGCGGCAGUUUUAAUUUUUCUUCAAAAUAAAAUUGGGCGUAAAGGAAUGGCAACUUCAUCUGCAAUAUUUUGUGCAGUAAUUGCUGGAAUAACAGGUGUCGUGUUGCGGACAGAACAAGGUCAAGAAAAAAAUGUCGCCUUACUUGCCAGUUUACAAAUAUUAGCAAGAUUUGGUAUAGCUUUAGCCUAUGAAUCCGGUAAUCAAUUCGCUAUGGAAUUGAUGCCAACAUCUGUUCGAGGACAAGCAAUUGCUGGAUUGCAUGUUGCGGGAUAUGCAAUUUCUUUUCUUAGUGUGCCAAUAUUGCACCUAUCAACUUAUUUCGCAUCAUUACCUUCAAUCGUUUUAACAUCACUGUUCCUUUCGGAAGCGUUUGUUAUAUUAUUUUUACCUGAAACAUUAAAUAAAGUCCUACCAAAAACAAUCGAAGAUGGCGAAAAUUUUUCAAUACAAGAAAAAGUUUUUGAUUUCGCAUGCUUUAAGCGAGAAAAGGUGAAAGACAUGAUUAGUUAAUAUUUCUUUCUUUUAUAUAGAGCUCGAAUCAAAAUAAUAACCAUUUUCCUUAAAUACAUAUCUUAAUAUGCGUAAGUUAUUAAAAUUUAUAUAAGUAAAUAAGUAUGUAUGUAUGUACUUGCACAUGUGCAACUACACAACAAAGGAGAAAAAGAAAAAUGUGCACCAACCUACAAACAUAAAUACAUACGUAUGAAUAGUAAAAAUUUAUUUCUUUAAAAAUUUUAAAAUACAGCCAGAUAUAUACAUAUGUA